Prorocentrum cordatum is the source of this 678-nucleotide messenger RNA. Lineage: Eukaryota; Dinophyceae; Prorocentrales; Prorocentraceae. The record is from the annotation of a GenBank genome assembly.
AUGGCCAGGCUUGACGCGAACUAUUGCAGGCCAUACCAGCGCGGGUGCUGCCUGAGAGGCAGGGAGUGCCCGAUGCUGCACGCCGUGCACCUGACGACGGGCGCCGCGCCAGCGCACCCAGCUAAGCCAGACAACAGCGAGGGCGACAGCAGCGGCGAGGACAACUGGACGUCGAGCUCGGGCAGUCGCAGCUGGGCGGACAUGUCCGAGGGCCUGUGGGCCGUCCAGCCAGCCGGGCUGCCGGGCACCCGGCCUGCAGCCGAGCCCCCCCGUGCUUGGUCCGCUGGGGCCGCCUCGUCCCGCGAUGAGCUUCCGUCCUUCAACGAGCGCAUCGCCAAUAUCCCCGAGUUCAUGCCCAGCGAGUCGCGCGAGAAUCAUGCGGCCGGCGACAGCCACAAGUCCAAGUCCGCAAUUCGGCGGAAGCAGCGGCAGAUAACCAAGAAAUGGUCUGCGAUGAUGGAGCUCAACAACACCAUGGCUUUGCCGGUCGCGCGUGCUCUGAGCGGGAUGCCAUCGUCGCUGCCACCCGCUCAGCACUCCCCGCGGACCGAGUCGGCUUCGCCAGAGAGACCUCCAGCCCCAGCGCCGUCGCCGAGGCUUCGGCGCAUGGAUGACCACGACCCUGGCGACUCCUGCGACGACGGCCUCGCGUUCGAGAACACGAAAGUCUCUUUGUGA